Dalotia coriaria is the source of this 1541-nucleotide messenger RNA. Its product is annotated as bone morphogenetic protein 2-like. Lineage: Eukaryota; Metazoa; Arthropoda; Insecta; Coleoptera; Staphylinidae. Bases 62 to 1402 code for a protein of 446 amino acids. Gene Ontology annotation, molecular function: cytokine activity; growth factor activity. Gene Ontology annotation, cellular component: extracellular region. The record is from RefSeq and is a predicted model, not a curated record. The transcript is spliced from 3 exons.
AAGUAAUUCAACUUUACUUAAAAGUGCACGCGCUGAAAUUCGCACGUACAUUCCGCGAAAAAUGUGCGUCGUGCGUGCGUUUGCGGCGUUCGCGCUCCUGAUUUUAGUCGCGGCUGCGGAAAAUGCCACCGAAAGCAAUGAGGCGCAAACGGACAGGACGAGCGGAAAAACCUACUUCAUUCAGCUGAAAAAAGUGCUCUCUUCGAACACCGAAGACGGCGACAAUGACAAACAGUACGUGAAGAUAAAUCACUAUCGGAAUUCCCCGGACGUCGAAGGAUUCAAGGAAUUCAAAGAAGUACACGAGGAGGAAUUCCUACGCAAGAAGUAUCAUGAUUUGUUCAGCGUCAACAUGCCGGAAAACAUUCGCGAUGCUACCACUGAAGAUGUCAAACAAUUAGAUAAAAAACGCAAUCCGAGCCGAAUCGACGACGAAUGGGUGUUAAACACAAACAGAAGCGUCUAUGACUUACCUAAUAUCACGCAGGAGAUCUACGAAGCGAUGCUGGAGAAUAACAAACACAAUACAGUUAUUAAUGCGUCCACAGUCAAGUUUUUCUUCGAACGCGACACGAAUCACUCGUCGAAUAUCGUCCGGUUUAAUAUCGAAUCACUGGUGAACUCAACGGAUAUCAUCGUCGACGCGGAACUGCAUGUUUACAGGUUGCCCCGAGAAGGUAAUAUAACAAGAGUCAACGCGUCCGAAAAUGUAGUCAGAUUAUAUCAAAUGACCGAAAAUUCGAGCGAGAAUGAUGAUGAAUAUAAUUCAACAGCAAAACCGGCACCCGACGUGCAUAAAUUAGCAAAUGUUAUUUAUAUCUCAUCGAAUUACGAAGGCUGGCAGGUUUUUAAGGUGAAAACUGUCGUGGAAAACUGGCGUAAUGGAGAUGAUAAUUUAGGAUUUUUGAUUUCUACUGUCGAUGCACAUGAUCGUGAGGAUACCGUUGAGUUUGCGCAUCGCGAGCGUAAUGGUGGAAAAUAUCAACCGACAUUAGUUGUGUACCUUGAUAGGCAAGUUUCGCCAAAUCGUAAGUCUAUCCUACGUCGCGUGCGCAAACCCUUUCGGCCAAUGCGGCGCGGUGACUCACUACCAUCGAAUCCUUGCCGCCGCCAUGUUUGGUACCUCAGCUUUCACGAAUUAGGAUGGAACAACUUCAUCAUCGCACCAGGCGGUUUCAUGGCGUACAGAUGCGACGGCAGCUGUCAAUCGCCAUCAGGCAGUACUUUCUCCAACCACGGUAAACUACUGAGUAUCAUGGAGGGCCGCGCCGGAAAUGCUCUGAUGCCAUGCUGCGUACCGAGCAGUUACAAGAGCAUUUUGAUUAUGUUCUACGACAAGGAGAGCAAUGUCGUAAUAAAGGAAUACGAGGAUAUGGUGGUGAAUAGCUGUGGAUGUCGUUAACCACGAGGAGAUUACAUGUUAGGUUAAGUUCGGUUUAAUAUGUUGAAUCCGUUUAAUAUGAUCACAUUUUAUUGUACAAAUCCUAUUUACACGUGUUUCAUUUAUGCAUAAUCAUAAUAUAUACGUUUAUAUGCAACAA